AUGUCCACUAAGCCUCUCGCUAUCAUCGCCGGUGUGGGGCCCGGUACAGGGGCCUCGAUCGCGCGCAAAUUCGCCCAAGCAUAUUCCAUCGCGCUGUUGGCUCGUAAUCCAGCCAACUUCGAACCUCUUGUAGAGGAGCUCAAAUCAAAAGGUGGAGAGGCCGUCGGCAUCAGUACUAAUCUCUCGGACUCGGCCAGCGUCAAGUCUGCGUUCGACCAGAUCUCUCAGAAAUAUCCAAACUCGCCUCUGGCGGCAGCCGUAUUCAAUCCCGGUGGUGGCUUUGUCAGGAAGCCAUUUCUAGAGCUGACGGAAGAGGAGUUUUUACAAGGAUUCGAGAGUCAAGGGAAAGGGGCAUUCAACUUUGCCCAAAGCUCCCUACCUCUUCUCCUACAAGCCAAGCACCUUCAGCACCCACCCACUUUGGUCUUCACGGGCGCCACAGCCAGCGUCAAGGGAUCGGCCAAUUUUUCGGCCUUCGCGACGGGCAAGUUCGCUCUACGCGCGCUGGCCCAGUCACUAGCUCGUGAAUUCGGGCCAAAAGGCGUACAUGUCUCUCACGUCAUUGUCGAUGGAGUCAUUGAUAUCCCGCGCACGAAGGCGUAUAAGUUUGAGCACGAAGAUGCGAAACUUGACCCCAACGCUAUCGCGGACUCCUACUGGCAUCUGCAUACGCAGCCUCGUACCACAUUCGGAUUCGAGCUGGAUCUGCGACCCUAUGUGGAGAAAUGGUAG
Molecule: messenger RNA, 732 nt
Organism: Aspergillus tanneri
Lineage: Eukaryota; Fungi; Ascomycota; Eurotiomycetes; Eurotiales; Aspergillaceae
Product: oxidoreductase, short chain dehydrogenase/reductase family
Exons: 4
Coding region: 1-732 (243 amino acids)
Source: RefSeq, a predicted model, not a curated record